UUGAAAAUUAAGCAACCUACUCUCUCACCUUCCUUUUUAAGACAUAUCCCUUCUUCUUCUUCUUCUUCUUCAUCAUUCUAAUUCCAUGCUUCAAAUAUUCUCUUUGAAUCUCAUUCACAAAGGCUCAAACCCUUUUUUUCUCUUCAAAGUUUCUUCCUUUUUGCUACAUUUUUCUUGUGGAGACUUAUAAAUGUGGCAAAAUCAGCCCAAUCAUUCUUCUUACACUGAUUCUGUCAAGACUCUUGAAGAUGAUAUACAACAUGCUAAUUCCUUGGCAUUGUCACUUCCUGGAGAUUGUGAUGGGAACUAUUUUCAGAUGAAAUUAUCUUACAGCCCCUUUGCACCUCUUUUCUUGCACUUGAUUCAAUGGUUGGAUCUUAGUUGCACAGAUACUUUGCCUCUGUAUUUGGGAUUACUCCACAUACUUAUUUUCAAUGUAUAUGCUGAUGGAAUACCAUCUAUUUCCUCAAAUGAAAGGAAAGCAACUAUAAAAGAAUUUUAUGCUGUUAUAUACCCUUCAUUAAGGUUGCUUCAAGGCGAGUUUAACAAUGAUCGAAGACACAGUUAUGCAGAAGUGAACAGAAAGAGGCUUGAAAAGGUUCUGAAUAAAGAUUUAGAGGGAGAUGAAGAAUGUGGCAUAUGCAUGGAAAAUAACAUGAAGAUGGUUCUGCCUAAUUGUGGACAUUCCUUCUGCAUAAGUUGCUUCCAUGAUUGGUAUAUGAGAUCAGAGUCAUGCCCCUUUUGCCGUGGAAGCAUGAGAAGGAUCAGUUCUGCAGAUUUAUGGAUAGUGAUUGGCAACAAUGAUGUUGUUGACAGCUUCACCAUUGCAAAAGACAAUUUGAGACGUUUAUACCUAUUCAUUCAAACUCUGCCUCUAAUCAUACCAGAACCACAUCUACUAUACACAUUCAAUUACAUGCUAUGACUUCAGUAAGAAAAAAAGGGUUUUAGUUAUAACUAUUAUGCAGUUGAAAUAGUUGAAUCAGACAAAUCAAAUAUGCUUUUCCUGUGUUGUAAUUUGUGAACACCUCAAUCUCACUCAUGCUUAUAAUAUUGAGAAAGGGAACAGAGCAUAAACUAUGA
Molecule: messenger RNA, 1083 nt
Organism: Vigna unguiculata (cowpea)
Lineage: Eukaryota; Viridiplantae; Streptophyta; Magnoliopsida; Fabales; Fabaceae
Product: E3 ubiquitin-protein ligase AIRP2-like
Biological process (GO): protein ubiquitination
Molecular function (GO): ubiquitin protein ligase activity
Source: RefSeq, a predicted model, not a curated record